Molecule: messenger RNA, 579 nt
Organism: Arthroderma uncinatum
Lineage: Eukaryota; Fungi; Ascomycota; Eurotiomycetes; Onygenales; Arthrodermataceae
Exons: 2
Coding region: 1-579 (192 amino acids)
Biological process (GO): intracellular calcium ion homeostasis
Cellular component (GO): extracellular region
Molecular function (GO): hormone activity
Source: RefSeq, a predicted model, not a curated record
AUGAAACUAUCACUCCUUACCUUUGCCUUGGGCGCGCUCGCGUCGAACGUCGUAGAAGACAAUGUUCAGGCAAGCCAUAACAACUCGUCGAGUCCUAACCCAUGCUCCGUGCCUGAGAGAGAUAGCUGCGCCUUUUACAUAUCCUGCCUCGAGGCAGCAGUCAAGUGUGGCCCCAAAGGCUACGCCAUCGCCUACGGUGACCACUACUGCAACGAAUUCAACCCUGUACUGGUCAAUUUCUCCGACCAAGGCAAGCUCUGGGUCAGCGAUGCGAGGUACUGCCUACAAGAAAAGCUGGUACCCUACGCUACCGGGCAGAAGAGAGCUAGCUGCAGAGAGAUCGAAGCGUACGCCUUUGCAUCACAUCCUCCAUGUUAUCUCGACAACGGCCUCUGCAGCCUCCCGCCCUCGGACUGGCUGGUUAUUCUCCGGACGGUGGGGACCAAGGGGUUAUUUGGCAAUAUAGGCUCGUUCAUUGCAACGCUCAAGGCCGCUGGUGGGUGUAUUGACUUUUAUUUCUGGCUGAUCAGGAAUCAGGUCAUCGGUCUGGAGGACGACUGGGACAUACAUUUGCGUUGA